Messenger RNA from Suillus bovinus, 1188 nucleotides. RefSeq lists its product as uncharacterized. Bases 1 to 1188 code for a protein of 395 amino acids. The record is from RefSeq and is a predicted model, not a curated record. The transcript has a single exon. NCBI's taxonomy places the organism in Eukaryota, Fungi, Basidiomycota, Agaricomycetes, Boletales, Suillaceae.
AUGGAACCGCUAAAGAAGUUCUCUGCGUCAAGCGUAGGGCCUGUCUUGAUCGUGAUCGAAGCACUGGAUGAGAGUGGUAUAUCGGAGACGCAGCGUAACCUCCUCCGCAUACUCACCGGUAAACUUAAGGACAAAGGACUUCCCCAAAUCACCGAACUCCCUUCCAACUUUCGAAUUCUCGUCACUUCUCGUCCGGAUCACGAUAUAGACAAGCAAUUUGAAGGUGCUUGUCAUAUUUUACGAUUGUCCAUGGACGAGAUUCCAGCAGCGGUGGCAGAGCGCGAUAUAUGCGCUUUUGUAUCUGACAAGCUAGAAGGGCUGUCGCGUUUUGGGGACAAAGAGUUCGCAAACCUCGCUGCAAAAGCCGAUGGACUUUUCGAGUGGGCACGUCUUGCAUGCGAGUACAUUAAGGAAGAUCUUCCCGGUGUAAACGCAAGGUCUUGCUUUGAAACUGUUAUUACCCGCGAUCCUGGGAAGUGGACAGAUAAGCUUUAUGACAUGUAUCAGCUUAUUUUGUCAGAUAUCUUGCCGCGAGAUCGUUAUCGUGAUGACGAGUACCAGGAAGCACUAGCGGGGUUUCGUUCCGUGAUGGGACAGAUACUCAGCAUGGCUGAACCCCUUCCUUUUGAUUCCCUCACCGCUUUGCGGGACUGCUUUCCAAGCCACAACAAAGAUUAUAAAGUGGACAUCAUGCAAUAUAUGGGAGCCCUCCUCAGUGGCACAUCGGGCUCACCUAUUCCUGUCCGACCCCUUCAUGCAUCCUUCCAAGAGUUUCUUACAGAAAAAUCAUCCAGCGGUGACUUUUUCGUCGAGGUCUCUAAGGCGCAACAAUGCGACCUUGCAUUUGCGUCACUACAAGUGAUGGAAAAUUGCCUUCGCUUCAAUAUCUGUGAUUUGAAGUCAUCUUACCUCCCUAAUUCUGGAGAUCCGGAGCUGCCUCAACGAGUCAAAACAUCCAUUUCACCACAUCUGUCCUAUUCCUGUCGAUAUUUGGCUGCACAUGUAUCAGCAUCGGACUUUGACUCGGAGCUUGCCAACACAAUAAAGUUAUUCGACGACGACGAGCGACUGCUCUUCUGGAUUGAGGCACUCGGCCUUCUUAAUGCAAUCAGGGGCGCAAUAAUUGUGCUUCCACUUAUUGCUCAGUGGUUGAAAGUGAGUACAUGGCUACCAGAUAACGUCGGAUGA